Messenger RNA from Cololabis saira (Pacific saury), 4085 nucleotides. It is a transcript of the gene strbp, whose product is annotated as spermatid perinuclear RNA binding protein. Gene Ontology annotation, molecular function: single-stranded RNA binding; double-stranded RNA binding. The record is from RefSeq and is a predicted model, not a curated record. Gene Ontology annotation, cellular component: precatalytic spliceosome. The transcript has 20 exons. The coding region runs from base 521 to 2761 and encodes 746 amino acids. NCBI's taxonomy places the organism in Eukaryota, Metazoa, Chordata, Actinopteri, Beloniformes, Belonidae.
CGCCUCGUGCCGAGCAGCAGAGACCAGCAGGCGGCUCCGGGCUUGCGCUGCUGUCCCGGGUGUCAAGUGUGUGUGAGACUCCUGGUCGCUGCGACCGGACGGCUCUUGUCAGGUUUUGUUUCUUAUUCGGAUGUCAUUGGUUUUAUAGCAGCAGCGGACUCCCGGCAAUAGGCGGCCAACAUCCUCCUGAGAUGUAUCCGGCCAGUUUGUUGUGAUUGCUGAGAGGUUGAAAAGCAGAGGAUGCAGCAGAGCGGUGUACAAAGGAAACCUGCCUGCUCCAACACAGUGACUCCAGACAGACAGAAAGACUUUUAAGAUUAUUAGGCUGAUAAGAGGACAGAGGAAGGAAACAACUUCUUUAGAGUGGUGGCCAGAGUGAGAGGGGAGCACAUGUGGAGCAGAAACGGCGUACCAUCAACAUCCUGACGAGUAACCUUGCCUCUGCACUCCACCACGCGACUGCCAACUCCAGAAGUGGGCGUCAGCAGGAAGGAAACAAGUGGUGACUCCUCCUGCAGGCAUGAGGUCCUUUCGUUCCUUUAGUAAUGAUGAUCGCCACGUCAUGGCGAAGCACUCCACCAUCUAUCCCUCCUCUCAGGAGCUUGAAGCUGUUCAGACUCUGGUAUCCACCGUUGAGUGCGCCCUCAAACAUGUCUCUGAUUGGCUGGAUCAGAGCAGCAGCCUUGUCCACAACCAGCCUGACAGCCAACCAGCAGAAACUACAGAGGAGGACGACCCUGGCGAUGAGCAGGCCGAAGAAACUGAGGAAUCCAGUCACAACUACAGAGAGUCCAGCGGCGAGGGCAUGCUGUGUGGAGUGAUGAGGAUCGGUCUAGUGGCCAAAGGACUCCUGAUCAAAGGGGACAUGGACCUGGAGCUGGUGCUUAUGUGCAGAGACAAACCCACACAGACACUGCUGGACACUGUCUGUCACAAUUUACCAACACAGAUCCAGAAGCUGACAGAGGAGAAAUACGAGGUCUCCAGCUCACUGCCUGAGGCAGCCAUCUUGGUAAAAACUACAGCGGAGCCCAAACUCACACUGAAGAUUACGCUCACCUCACCGGCCAUGAGGGAAGAUGAAGAUGAAGAAGAGGAGGAGGAGGAGGAGGAGGAGGAGGAAGAGGAAGAAGAAGAAGAAGAAGAGGUGUUUGAGAAUGGAGAGGAAGGAGAAGAGGUAGUGGAGGAAGUGGUGGAAGAAGAGGAAGAGCAGGGAAAGGAAAACGGUCAAGUGUUGGGUGCUGCUGCGCAGAGAGUGGAGGCUGAGGAGGAGGAGGAGGGGGAGGUGCUGGAUAGACACAGAUGUCUGUUGGCCCUGGCAGCGCUGCGACACACCAAGUGGUUCCAGGCUCGAGUGAACGGACUUAAGUCCUGUGUUAUCGUUCUCAGGAUACUAAGAGACAUGUGCAAUAGACACCCUGCCUGGGAACCUCUCAAGGGAUGGCCCUUAGAGCUCAUAUGUGAGAAGGCCAUUGCCACCUGCAACAGACCUCUUGGGGCAGGAGAAGCCCUGCGUCGAGUCAUGGAGUCUCUGGCCUCAGGCAUACUGCUACCAGGUGGCCCAGGUUUACAUGACCCAUGUGAGAAAGAGCCCACAGACACUCUAGCCCACAUGACCGACCAGCAGGCCGGGGCUAUUACCUACAGCGCACAGCAUGCUCUCAGACUCAUGGCAUUUGGACAGAUCUACAAGGUUUUAGAGAUGGAGCCUCUUCCAUCAAAUAAACCAUCACAGAAAUAUCCUUGGUGUGACAAAGAAGGUUUAGGUCUGAAGAGGCCGUAUGAGGAUGGAGCGAUGGAUGACAAGGACCUCAUCAAGAAAAUGAAGAGAAAUCUCAGAAGAGUCCUGGACAGUAAGGCCAUAGACUCCAACCAGCCCAUGAACGCCCUGAUGCGUUUGAACCAGAUACGACCGGGGCUGCAGUACCGCCUGCUGUCCCAGUCGGGGCCUGUUCACGCUCCAGUCUUCACCAUGUCCGUGGACCUGGAUGGAACCAUUUAUGAAGCAUCUGGAUCCUCCAAGAAAACCGCCAAGCUCCACGUUGCUGUCAAGGUUCUCCAGGCGAUGGGCUACCCGACAGGUUUCGACUCAGAUCUAGACCCAAUGAGCUCAGAUGAGAAGUCGGACGGUGAGGGGAAGAACGACACGUCCUCACACACUAGCAAUAACCCAACACACUCCGUGGAUGGUUCCAACACACUGGAGGUGCGAACUCAGGGUCCAAUUUUAACGGCGAGUGGGAAGAAUCCUGUUAUGGAGCUUAAUGAGAAGAGACGAGGCCUCAAAUACGAGCUCAUCUCCGAGAGCGGAGGCAGCCAUGACAAACGCUUUGUCAUGGAGGUGGAGGUCGAUGGACAGAAGUUUCGUGGGGCAGGCCCCAACAAAAAGGUAGCAAAGGCCAGCGCUGCUCUAGCAGCUCUGGAAAAACUCUUCUCUGGUCCCAACGCAGCUGCAAAUAAAAAGAAAAAGAUACUGCCUCAGACUAAAGGAGCGUUGUCUGUGGCGGCAGCGGCCUCAGCAGUAGCAGCACAGGUAGCCAGAGGAAGAGGAAGAGCAGCCCUCGCAAGAGGAGCCUUCGUCAGCGCAGCUGCACCCGGAUACGUCACACCAGGUUUUGGGACACCGUACGGCUACAGUCCUGCUGCAGCAGCUGCUCCUGCAUACGGUGGUCUGUUCAUUGACAAUCCUUUUUACCAGCCACGUACCAUCGCACCUUUCAUCAUCCAUCUGGGUCCACAGGAUCUCUUCUCUGACUUCUAAAGGCAGCAGGUUUUUGGAUACGGUCUUCACACUUAGCUGUCUGUAAACACAGAUCACCCGGCUGCACACACGCCCACCUGUUUUUCUGUCCCUCACAAGUGGGCCGCCUUUCUACCCAGAUUCAGAGCGGUUUCGCUUUGAAAACGCCCGCUGGAGAAAACCGUCUGACCUGCUGACCCCGAGAGCCUCAGAGUUCCUCCCUCUCUCUCUCUGCUUUCACCUCUCUCUCCACCCAGAUUAUUCUCCUCAGAGGGGAGCGACUUUACACGAAGCAAUACUGCGAGAAACGUUCGGCUGUGACUCUGGAGAACGGGGCUGAACUUUAGUCUUUCUUAUAGCAAUACACCUGAACUCGUCUCUUUGAGCUUACUUACUUGAGAAAUGUGAAUGUCCAACAGAGUUUUACUCAACACUGCUUUGCAAUAGCUGAUUUUGAUUGUAUAUUUAUUGUAUGUGUGUACGUGUGACUAUAACAAGACUAUAUACACAUAGGUACGGUGUAUUUCUAUAACUAUGUGUUGACAAUAUUCAUAUAUGAUUAUGUAUUUAUGUAAAUACUCUAUAAAGUAUAACUAUUGUUGUUAUAAACUAUUUUAAAUUAUAAAGUGAAAUGUAACUGUAAUAUCACAGUAUAGCUUUCUUCCAAUUUUAUAUACACUGAGCAACUGAAGCUAGUUCUAGACGAUGCAAUAUUAUCUUUGGUAUUCUUAUUAACCCAUGCUAGUAGAAUAUUACUGCUACCCUCGUUCCCUCCCUCCCCCUCUCCUCUGUCUUGAUGUCUCUCUGAGCAUGCACUCUCCUGCUUGGAGUUUGCCCACACGGCCCCAACGCAUUCAUAACCCAGUCACACAUACUUCUCCUGUCAGAAAGCACAUUUUCUAUAUUCUCACUGCUGGCAGGGAAUACUGUUGUUACAAAUGUUGCCCGUGCGCUCCUCCCACAGCAUUAGUGGACAUGCAAUCAUCAGUCUCAUCCUUGCUGUCCUCACAGGGCCCAAUAAAGCACAUCCUCCAGCACUCCUGGCUUCUGCACACACACACACACACACACACUCACUCCUCAGUCCUCUUCUUGAUGGCUAGAAGUGACGCUGCUAGUGGCAGACACAGCUUUACUGUACAUAAGGCACAAACUUCUGACAGGCUGAGUACAGAUAAAGAGCAGAGGAGAUGCCUGAUCGAUGUGGAGCCUGGAAUUGCUGCAGCAAUUCAGUGUGCAGUAGGGAUGGGCGGUAUGGACCAAAAAAUGUAUCACGAUAAUUUCUGGCAUUUAUCCCGAUAACGAUAAAAAUGACGAUAAAAAAAAAUACAAAUUCAACUCCAAC